GAUGGGCAAUUGUAAUGUUAUUGAUAAAAAAGAAGAAUUUUAAGAAGCAAGUAUUUUUAAUCUCUUUAAUUAGUGUAAUCAAUAAGAAAUUAUGAAAUCUUAGAUAUACUUGGUAAAGGUGGAUUUGGAAAAGUCUUCAAAGUAAGGCGAAAAAAAAAUAAUUAACUUUAUGCAAUGAAAAUAAUGUCAAAAGCAAAGUAAUUUUUGACAUAAUUUAGAAUCAUUGAGAAAAAAUGUGUAGCAUCAGUAUUAAUUGAAAAGAAUUUGUUAUAGUAAUUGCAUCAUCCUUUUAUUGUGAAUAUGCAUUCCGCAUUUUAAGAUAGAGAAAAUUUAUAUUUAGUCCUUGACCUCCUAAACGGAGGUGAUUUGAGAUAUCAUCUUUUUAAAAAUAAAAGGUUUUCAGAAGAAGAAGCAUGUAAAAUUUAUUGUUAUGCAUUCAGAGUUUUUUGCUGCUUGUAUAGUUGUGAGUCUAGAAUAUCUCCAUUAAAAUGGGAUUAUUCAUAGGGAUCUCAAGCCUGAAAACUUGGUUUUUGAUGAAUAGGGAUAUCUUCGGUUAACAGAUCUGGGAAUUGCGAGAGUUUGGAGGCCAGAUAAUGCUUCAGACACAAGUGGAACUCCAGGAUAUAUGGCACCCGAAGUGAUGUGCAAACAAAGACAUGGUAUUGCGGUUGACUUUUUCGCUUUGGGUGUAAUUCUUUAUGAAUGUAUGCUUGGAAAAAGGCCUUAUGUUGGGAAAACUAGACUAGAGAUUAGAGAAUAAAUCCUAUCCAAAUAAAUACAAAUCAAGAGAUCAUAAUUACCUGUUGCCUGGUCAAUUGAAGCUGGAGAUUUUAUAAAUUAAGUAUAUUUUUAAUAGCUCAUAUUAGCUCAUCCAAAGAAAACCUGAAAAUAGACUAGGAACAGACAAUCCUUCAGAUGUUAAGAACCAUCCAUGGUUUAGUUCUUUUGAUUGGGAAAUGCUGCUUAAAAAAAAGUACAACCCACCCUAUUAUCCAAAAAAGUUCAAAGGGUAUGAAGGAUCACUAGAGGAUACAAUGGAGGAUGAUAAUGACAAGAAAUUCAUAUUGCUCAGAAAUAAUACUCUUUGUGGUAUUAUUAUUCAUAUACUUAAGAAUAAUUCAACGUGUAUUGCUAUAAUCCUGAAGGUUGUAUCAAGAAGUGA
This is a messenger RNA of Paramecium octaurelia, 1162 nucleotides long. The record is from the annotation of a GenBank genome assembly. NCBI's taxonomy places the organism in Eukaryota, Ciliophora, Oligohymenophorea, Peniculida, Parameciidae.